Molecule: messenger RNA, 4338 nt
Organism: Wasmannia auropunctata (little fire ant)
Lineage: Eukaryota; Metazoa; Arthropoda; Insecta; Hymenoptera; Formicidae
Gene: Nbr
Product: exonuclease mut-7 homolog
Exons: 13
Coding region: 327-3494 (1055 amino acids)
Biological process (GO): nucleobase-containing compound metabolic process
Molecular function (GO): 3'-5' exonuclease activity; nucleic acid binding
Source: RefSeq, a predicted model, not a curated record
AAGAACAAUAGGAGUUUGUAACCCCUGGCGCAAACUUCAGAGGAUAUGUACGACAGGGAACGAAGAUGGGUGGGUGAAGUCCCGGCUUACGUUUUUCCUCAACGUUUUUAACUCCUCGAUGUUGCGACGUGGCGUCAAAUGAAUGCCAACCCCUUUGUCGUUCUGUUGUUUCUUAUACUGCGAUUAUCCGUGCUCUUCCAUGAUCUUUUCUAUCAAUUCUAUCGUCGUCGAUUCCUCGAGUGUUACCAAAACGAGAAUAUUCGCGAUAUUCUCGGCAGCAGACGUGCCGGUCGCCGAAAUUCGAAAUCUCCAAGGAUAGCCAAACGAUGAGCCAUCGUCCGAACGCCGAUAUGGAUUUGUUGUUCUUCUCUUCUAUAGACGAGGCCACGAAAGUAUGGCUCGAUACUCUGCAUCGGAUGUGGGCGCUUUGGAAAAAGUGCGACGGCGUCAGCAAAACAUUGACGGAUUACUUCGAGACUGCACCAAAUCCAUAUCUCAGCACAUUGAGAAUUCUUGUCAACGUCACGGAUUUUGAUCACAUGACAAAUAGCAAGUCACUUGCGUUUGCAGUGAUGGAGGAGUUUUCAAAUUGGAUAGAAGACAGACAAGAAGGAUACAAGGAAUUUCUCGUUCCUGAUUUGAAACUUGCAGCAUUUAAAUUAGUAAGACAGAAACAUAUGAAACAGAUGCUGUUAAUAGAAAAGAUAUCUGCCAUAUAUAAUUUUGUGGAGCAUAAAGAGAUAUUUCUACAAACAAUAAAGGAUAUGAUACAAGAAAAAGAGUAUAAAGAAGCUGCACAGUAUGCAGCAAUGUUACAAUUGCAAAGUCAUUUUAUGGAUCCAAAAAUAUUGUUACUACCCCUCAUACUACAAAACAAAUUGCAAAUAGUUGACAAAUUUUUAAUAGGCUGCCCAGAGAUUCAGAAAGCCUUGGCAACUUAUUUAGACAACUUGAUAGCACCAGGGAAAAGUGUGCAGAUUAUAUUAGAAGAAUUUGUUUAUAUAAAUGAUAUACCAGAAGUUAAGAUAUCGUUGACACAAGUUCGCCCAAUAACCAAGCUUAUUGCACGUCUAAUGAAGGACUACAAUUUAUCACCUGAUGUAUGCCCUCAUUUAAAUACAAAACGAAACGAAGGAGCAUUGCAAUUCCUUAUACAUAAGCGCUAUGUGGAUGGUAGUUUAAAUAUUGCCAGUUGGAGAGAGAUGGUAAAAGAAGCAGUAGGGAUUGAUGCCAAAUUACAAACAGAGUUACUCACUAUGUUAAUUAAUGCUGGUGAUGCACAAGAAGGUUUAUACUGGGCAAAAGAAUAUGAAAUACCUAAAGAUGAAUGGCCAUGGGCUAUCGUACAUAUAGAAGAACAGAGUGCACAAAUGGUAAAUGAAGGCGCUUCGACGAGUAAAGAUGAAACUUGGAUAGCGAAUGAUAAUGUAAAUUAUCACGUAUUAAAAUUGCCAAGAGAAAAUGUCAAAUUAGUAGAUGAUAGACGGUUAUUCGAAGAGUUCCUUGAUAAUGGAUUGAGAGACAUUAGUAUGGUUGGAAUUGAUUUGGAGUGGAAACCUAGUUUUGGUACCAAACAACCUGAAUUAGCACUUAUGCAAGUAGCUACUGAGAAUAACGUCUAUAUUCUGGAUGUAACUACUAUUGGCAAUCAAUUACCUGAACUCUGGAAUGAACUUGGUCUUAUAUUAUUUGGAAAUAAAGACAUUGUCAAGAUUGGAUUUGGUGUAGCACAAGAUAUGACUGUAAUACGUAAUAGUUUACCUGCCUUGUCGUCUCUUAAAACACAUGGCCAAGGAUACCUUGAUUUGAUGCUUUUGUGGAGGAAGUUAGUAGAAGAAUACAACUUUAUUUUUCCAUACAAAGGUGAUCCAAGUUUCACAAACAAAAGCUUAAGUAAACUUGUGGAAUUGUGCUUCGGACAUAGACUCAAUAAGUCUGAUCAGUUUUCAAAUUGGGAGCUGAGACCCUUGAGAGAAAGUCAAAUAGUAUACGCUGCUCUAGAUGCAUAUUGUUUGUUGGAAAUAUACAAUGUACUAGCAGAUUAUUCAGCAGAUAUGGAUAUACCAUUUGAAGAUAUUUGUGCUGAAAUACAGCAUAUUUCGCACGCACAUACAAAGACAAAUACGAAUAAAUUUACAGAUAUGAAGAAACACAUGUAUUCGAAUCCAACAAUAUUUAACAGAGACAAUGAGGAUCAUAUGGACGCAGGGGCUUCACCAAAAUGCGGAACAGUACAUAGGCCUACUUUCAAACCUGGAUAUUACAAUAAACAAAAUCAGGGUAGAUACCGCGAACCAGCUAGUGGCAGUAAAUAUGAUAAUCAUGAUAACCAUAACCGUGACAGAAAUGCGCAUAUUAGAGCAGUUCGAGUAGUUAACGAUCGAAGACACGAUGAUCAAAGAAGAUACGAUGAGAAUCACGAUAGUCAUAAUCGUGACAGAACUGCGCGCAUUGGAGUAAUACGAGUUAACGAUGGAAGAUACGAUGACCAAAGAAGAUUUGAUAAUCAUGAUAAUCAUAAUCAGAAUAAACACACAAACGCCAGAACGAAUCCAACAGUCAACGGUAGAUACGAAAACCAGAAGAGAUUUGAUUAUCACAAUAGAUAUGACACUCAGAAUAAACGUGGUAAUCAAGGUAGACGCGAUAAUUACAACAGAUAUGACAAGCAGGAUAGGUGGGAAGAUAUUCAGGGUAGACGAAAUACUCCAAAUAGACAGAAUAACGCGAGUAGACCCGAGUCCGUGCAACGACGACGAAAUUUGGAUUCAAUCCCUGCACAUUCAUGGCGCGUUGUAUGCGACUCGAUGUUGGGUGGCUUAAGCAGCAAAUUACGCAUGUGUGGUAUAGAUUGCAUACACGUAUUAUUUGAUCAAGGAGGAGAUGAUUCCGCCAGAUUGGCAAUGCGCGAAAACAGGAUCCUGUUGACGCGUAACAAGAGUUACGAAAGAUUUAAGCAGUACCUACCGUUGGAGAACUGCUACAGGAUAAUGACCGACACACCUGACAACCAGCUGCGAGAAGUUCUAAAUCAUUUUGGCGUUGUGGUAACGCAAAAUGAUAUUUUCAGCCGAUGCCAAAUAUGUAACUGCGAUGAAUUCGUGAAAGUUCCAAAGAAACUAAUGGAUGAUCUUAUGCAAAGCUUCGUGAAAAUUAUAAGAAAAAACAAUUAUCGAGUAUUGCCUAAUCAAACUGACAAUACGUUCGAAGCCGAUGCCGAUUCAAAUGAUGAUUUUGAAGUUGUUCAGAAUCCAAGUAAUUAUUUUACAAAUAGCGAACAUCGUACAUGGCGUUUAUCCCUGGAUACUCUUGACGUUGACUCGUGUACAACUAGAUAUCACAUGCGAAUACAACUCGAUAAAGUCCCGCUAAACGUACUGAAGAAUGUACAGACCUUUUAUAUCUGCGAGCAUUGUGGGAAGAUUUAUUGGGACGGCUCGCACUUGGAGCGAGCUCUUAAUGGUGUUAUCAAAGAUUUAAUUGUUAAACAAUAAGUAUUAAUAUUAAAUGUGAUAAAAGGCGCGUGCUUGAAGAAUUUACAAGGCACAGACAAACAAACAAAAAUCAAAUUCGUCCUCAGUUUGAAAUUUCAAGUGCAUGCUGAUUGUUCCUACAAUUUAUAAUGCCAAUGAUGCAAUAUUGUCACGCUUAUUCAAAGCAUCCGGCCACGGCCGGAUGUUAAUAUUUGUGGCAUAAACAUAUAGUCAUAUCGUUACAUCGUUACUGUUCUUCCUUACAUUUUUAAAAUCUAAUAUAGUCUAUUUUGUUCAUUUUAACUAUGUUAGAUACAACAAUGAUGUCGUGAACUAGUGUAAUCUGAAUUUUGUUCCGACAAAAUUGAUUAUUAUAUAUUAUGAUUACGAUGCUACAGAUCAAGCCUGUCCAACUUUUAGCUCGCGAAUUUAACGCUUCCACCUCUCCACUUGUUUUUUCUCUGUCUCAUUGAGCGAGACAGACACAAAACAAAAUGAAUAAAAGCUAGAAAACGCACGGAUUGCUCUAGCGUCUAUUCUCUCUUUUUUUUGUUUUUGAUUCAACGAGUCAACAAAAGUAUUUAGUUCGCGAGCUAAGAAUGCCAUACAUCUUUUCUUAAAUGAUUAAUAAUUACUAAUAAUAGUUAUUAUCUUAAUAUAAGUUGUUAACUAAUCAAUGUUUUAGCAUUUAGAUUUCUAAUAUUUUUAAUAUAUUCGCUUUAUAAAAUGAUGAUUUUCAAUAUAGAUUAUUUAAUCAUUAAGGGCCAUAUACAAACAUCUCAAGAUGUAACUUCUAUUACACGACUACAUGUUUAACGUAUAUUUCUUGUGUAAGAGCGAAUCAAAUACAAGUACUUAAAAGUUA